This is a messenger RNA of Drosophila innubila, 6677 nucleotides long. It is a transcript of the gene lilli, whose product is annotated as AF4/FMR2 family member lilli. Gene Ontology annotation, biological process: regulation of gene expression. Bases 656 to 5968 code for a protein of 1770 amino acids. The transcript is spliced from 10 exons. Lineage: Eukaryota; Metazoa; Arthropoda; Insecta; Diptera; Drosophilidae. Gene Ontology annotation, cellular component: super elongation complex; nucleus. The record is from RefSeq and is a predicted model, not a curated record.
GUACUGCAACUUUAAAUUUAACAUAACACUUUCACACUGACACACACACACUCAAACACAAUACACAAAGCAAUAUAAAAGACUUGAAAAGUAAUCAAAAAAGAGCAACAAACCACAGCAGCGACAACAAGCAAAUGAAGCAUUUACAUUUAAAUAAAAGAGAGUCUAUUCGUUUUUUAAUUUGCUAACUACAUAAAAUGCAAACAGCAUUAACAAAAUCAACAACGAACUGAGUUUAUAAAACGCACGUGCUCUAAGUGCUUUCCAAACUGUCUCAUUGAAUGGAAAAGAGAAACAGGAGCAGAGGCAGCGCAGCAGCAGCAACAGAGCAGCGGUAGCAGCAUACAGCGAAAAUGUUGCGGCCACACAUAAGAGCAGGAAACAUAAUCCAAGCCGAGAUCAAAGAAAACAAAAAGAGCAACAAAGCUCUGAGCAUACGUCACAGCAAAGAGAGCAAAGAUUUGCAAAGAGAGAGAAGAGAUCGACAAACUUUUACAAACACUUUCUUCUGUUUAUUCCACACACAGGUUUUAUUUUCCUCUUGUUGGUGUCUCUGUGUGUGUGUGUUUUUUUUUAUUGUUUUGCUUGUUUGAGUGACUGUUGUGCGUAGUGCCAGCGAAACUAAUUAAACAAAUAUUUGUAUUAAGCGCGCGUUAUGGCCCAACAGCAACAACAACAACACCAGCAGCAACAACAUCACCAGCAAGAACAGCAGCUGCAACAGCAACAACAACUACUCCAGUACAAUAACAAUUUGUACAGCCUGAACUAUAACAUGGAGGAUCCCGAGCGUCGAAAAAGGCGGGAAAGGGAAAAAUAUGAACGACAACAGGGUAUACAGAGUGAUGAUCGGGAGACUAGUCUAUUUGGGGAGCCGCGUCGUUUGACUCCCGGCGAGGAGGAUGCGGAAAUAACGGCGGCCCUUGGUGAGUUCAUUGAAGCCCGGGAUCACAUGAAUUCUUCCACGGUGGGAAUCUAUCGCCAGCAGCCUAGUGCCUCAAAUGCUCGACUGCAGGCGCCUCCAAAGGGGUUUGGUGUAGGCGUCGGUGUCGGCGUCGGCGUCAAUAACUCCACCACCUCCCCCGCCUCUGUCUCCGUCUCUGCCUCAUCAUUAUCAUCAACAUCAGUCUCCUCAUCCGCCUCGGUGCCUGGCCAGCUGCCAACGUCACAGCAACAGCAGCAACAACAACAACACUAUCAACAACAACAGAGGGCGCCCACCUAUCUAAAGCAAGCGGACAAUAAACCUCCCUAUAAUGGACGUGGCGGAUAUCCUGGCCAGCCCAUGAAGAAUGACAUACCCUCGAGUAGUGGCAUGGCCCCGCCUCGUGGUCCGCCCAGAUCCACAUCCUCGUCGUCGUCAUCAUCUUCCAGCAACAACAACAACAACUCGUCCAGCGCCACAAACAAUGCCACAGCGUCAACGACGUCAUCAUUAUCACCCCUCGGUCCGCCCAUCUCCACGCAGAUGCCCAAUGGCCGCGAGAAAUCCUAUCUGGGGCCUCCGGCGCCGGCGCUGGCCAACGGCGGACGUUUCGUGCCGCCCGCGGCAAGCGGUAAGCGGACCAGCAGCAACAGCUCAGGACUGCAUCCACCGCCGCCAGAGGUAAGUUCCGUUUUUGGACUUGAAUUCAAUUCGAAUAUAAAGAAAACUAAAUUAAGAUUGUCACAUAGUGCAAAUUUCCUUGCCGCCGUGGCGCCCAUUCAACAGUUGUCGCCGACGCCGCCAAAAGCAUCGCCAACGGCGCUAACAGCGAUAAAACCGUUGAAAACAGAGAAAAGCUACACGCUGGAAAAGCAGGAUUCGUGUCUCGAAAACGAUCUGGAACUCUCUGAUUCGGAUGAUGAGCGCAAAAAGGAUGGUCGAUCGGCGGGGAACAGUAGCAACAGCUCCGAAUCCGAUUCCAGUGAAUCUGGCAGCGAGGCGAGCAGCAAAGGAGACUUGCAACAGCAACAGCAACAGCAGCAACAGGCGCAGCAGCAGCAAGAGCUGUUGCAACAAAAACUGCAACAUCAACAACAACAGUUGCUGCUGCAACAACAACAACAACAACGACAACUGGCAUCAAGUGCAAAUGGCAGCAAGAAAAAGUACAGUCAAACAAUCAUUGCCAGUGGCCCAAAUACCAUAAGUGGUUUAUUGACCUCCAGUGGUUUGGGUGGUGCCUCAACUGCUGCCGUUAACGCUGCCGGCAAUGCGAUUAUUGGUGGAGCAGGAGGAGGAGGAGGAGGAGGUGGAGGUGGAGGUGGUGGUUGUGGUUCAAGCAGUUCUGGCAUUGGCACAAUGAGCAGCUCCAGUUCAUCAAAUAAAACUCCAUCGCCGACUGACAGCAAUCGCUGGACAUUGAGUCGCUUCUUUCCCAAGCCGGCAAAUCAAACGACAACGGAGAGUGUCUCGCCGGGCGUGGCCAAUGCCAUGGGCAAUGUGAGCAUGAAGGUGCCUGGAAUAUUGCCAGGAGGAGCACAAAUCAUACCCGAGUCCAUAGAGGUAACCACAGCCAUUGUUAAAAACGAGAAAAUGCACGACGAUGUGCGACAACUGGACGACGAGGAUGAUGAGGAUAACAUUGAGCAGCAACAAGUGCAACAACAACAACAACGCUAUGGUGUUGGCCUCAGUGUCACGGUGAAAAAAGAAGCCUUGGAACAGGAUCAACAAUUGGGCGCCGCCCUGUCAAAAAACCAAAUCAAACGCGAGUCACGUCUAUCGGAUACGGGCAGCAGCGGCAGCAUCAGCAACAGCGGCAGCAUCAGCAACAGCGGCGGCAGCAGCAGCAGCGACAGCGCCGGCGGCAGCAGCGAAGUGUUGCCACUGCCAGGACCAGGAGAAACGCUGCAAUUGCCAGGUGUGCCCGCAGCAAUCACAAGUGUAAUGCGUGUGCCGCCAACAACACAACACAAAGUGCCGCCCAAUAGUGUGACCCUGACACCAAUUGGUCCAUUGCCGGCGUCGCCGAAGCAGCGACAGAAGCGUUCACGCAAAAAGAAAGUAUCGGCGGCAAUGGCGCCAGCAUUGGACUCGAGCGAUGAGGACGAGCCCGCGAGCAACAUCAGCAAAAAGCAUGCUCUCGAUUUGUCAGCAGCAGCAACAGUUGCUGCGACAGCACUGCCUGUUGCUGCUGCGGCGGCUUCGCUGCCUGCCAUCAAAAAGGGGCGUGGCAGGCCGAGAAAACAAGCACAGCAGCAACAAAGCGGCAACUUGAGCAGCGCCUCCGCCAGCAGCUCACAGGCAAAGGGACCAACGUUGACGGCGGCCAAAAAGCCGUUGGCCAAGUCAACAACAACAAACACAACAGCGGCGGCAACAACACCAACAACAGUCGCUGCCGUGAGUCGCAAGCGUGAGCAUUCGAGUCACAGCAGCAGCAAUGGCAACACGCCCACCAAAAAGUCGCAUGCAGCAACAACAGCAGUUGCAGCAGCAACAACAUUACUGCCGCCGCCUGUCUCAGCAAUAGAGAGCAGCGAUGAUGACAGCAGUAGCAGCAGUUGUAGCAGCACGAAGUCUAGCAACAGCAGCAGCGGCAGCGAUACAGAAACAGCAGCAACAGCUGCAACAACAUCAACAGCAGUGGCAACUGUAGCUGCUGCAACAGCCACACAUAAUAAUCCUGCCAAGAAACGUAUUGUCAAGAUCAAUAAACUCGGCAGCAGCAACAGCAACAGUAGCAAGGCCAAGCAACGCUACAGUGCCGCCAGCAGCAGCAACAGCAGCAGCAGCAGCGAAACAGAGGAGCAACAGCAGCAGCAGCAACAGCAGAAACAACAGCAGCAAUUAUUGCUGCUACAACAACAGCAGCAGCAGCAGCAGCAACAACAACAACAACAACAACAACUGCAGCAAAAGCAGCAAGCAUUUGCAUUGCAGCCACACAAGCAAACGAACGCACAGCAACAACAUGCACUACAACAACCACUGCAUCAACCGCAACAACCACAGCAACUUAACAACAACAACAACAGCAACAGUCAGCGUUUGAGCAGCAGCGAUUGCAGCAGUUCAGCGAGCAGCGGCAGCAGCAGCAACAGCAGCAGCAGCGGCAGCAGCAGCGACGAAGAUGAUCCACAUCGUGGCAGUGGCAAGCGUAAAAGUGAUAAGAAGAAGAUAUGCACAUUGACGCGCAUCUUUAAUCCCAAAGAAGGUGGUGCCAAAAAGCAAGGACAAGUUGUUAUAAUCGAUCAAUCCGAGGAACAACAACAGCAACAGCUGCAACAACAACAGCAACAGCAGCUGCAGCAGCAACAACAACAGCAGCCGGCGGCAAAGGCGCGUGCCACGCCCAUACAGGUAUUGGGCGCCAAUUUGGCAUCCCCGGCGCGUACAACAACCCCGCAUCUCACCUCCCUCAUUUGCAAAAUAUCGCUAACAAAAUUGGCGCGUGUGUUGCCCGAAUGGUAUAAAAAUAGUUAUCGAUUUCAUGCAACAACAACAGCAGCAGCAGCCACAGAGCAACAGCACCAACAACUGCAGGAGCGAAAGACACUACAGAAUGGACAUUUGAGCAGUCGAUCCGCGGAAGGAGCACGCACUCCAAAGGAUCUACAAGCUUAUACACCAAAUGGUUAUGUUGCUGCUGUCGGCGCAAACCAAUUGCUUGUUGCUGGCGUUAAAUUUGAACAUGGCGUUAAACCGGAGCCGGAGCUGGAUGCCGGCUACGAGUCCAAAUAUAAACCGACCAACAACAACAACAAUAACAGCAGCAAUAGCAACAACAACAACAAUAGUGUUAAACAUGAAUUUAUGCUGAAACAAGAGUUGCCAGCAACGGGAAGAAGACGUAAACGCAGCUCCAGCUCCAGUUCAAGUCCGUACAAAGAGAAGAAACGAAAAAAGGAGAAAGCCGAUCAGCAUAGCAAGGAGCUGUUGCCGGUGCCAGUGUUGUUGCCCGCCAACAAUCACGAGCGAUUAUCCCGCGACAAGCUCGAGUUGUUGCAACAGGAGACGUCAAAUGCCAACGGCAGCCCCAACAAGUUGUCACGACAACAGCAGCAACAACAACAACAACAACAGCAGCAGCAGCAAUCACAACAGCAACAACAGUUGCAGCCGCAGCAACAAGCGUCACAUCCCACAGCCGCUGCAACCGUUGCUGCUAUGCAAACGACUGCGCUGCCCGCACAACUGCCAAUCACCUGCAGCGAAGCGGUGCAAACGACACCACCACCUGCCGCACCACCGCCAGUGCCACGCCUCAUUUAUCGCUCCCACUUUGACAACCAGGAGGAGGAGCACACCAACAAUGACUUCGGGAAAACCGAUCUUUUGCUGCAGGAGGCAAUUAAAAAAAAGCGUGCGGCGGACUCGGAACGUGAUUCCUUCAAACAGAUGACGCUGUAUCUGGAGGCAAUUGUUUACUUUCUGUUAACUGCCGAUGCCAUGGAACGCUGCAACAGUGAGGCCACCUGGACCAUGUACAAGGAUACACUAUCGUUAAUUAAAUACAUUUCCUCAAAGAAUCGACCCUAUCAGCAAGCAACAAAUGGCAAACACGAAUCGCACAAUAUUGUGGGCAUACUCAGUUUGCGGUGCCAAUCGUUGAUAUCCCUUAAGCUUUACAAACUGCGACGUGCCAAUUGUCGCGCCAUCAUUGCCAGUUGCUCGGAAUUCUUUCGAUCUGGCAGGGGGGACAUUUUAAAUGGCAAUACGCCAUCCUCCAUAUCACCAUCGAACUCAGUGGGCUCACAGGGCUCCGGUUCGAAUACGCCACCUGGCAAAAUAGUGCCUCAAGAUAUACACAAUCAGCUGUGCAAGCAGAAUGAGUAUCUCACCUAUGUGAACAGCUCUCAUGAGCUGUGGGAUCAAGCCGACCGAUUGGUGCGCUCCGGCAAUCAUAUAGACUUUAUUCGCAAAUUGGAUCAUGAGAAUGGACCACUGACGCUGCAUAGCACCAUGCAUGAGGUGUUCCGAUAUGUGCAGGCGGGUCUCAAGACCCUACGCGAUGCUGUCUCCUAUCCACAAUCACAGUAGCUAUACCUAGAACAACGAGUUCAACAACUGAAACAACAACAACAACAAAAACAACAUCAUCAGCAUCACCACCAAACGUGUCUAAAUGAAAGUCAGGCCAAAUUAGCAACUAUUAUUAUAAAUAUUACGAGAAGUUUAGUUGUUUAGUUUAGAAAAACCUUCCACAAGAGCAGCAUCAACAGCAUCAACCGCAACAACAACAACAAUGUUUGUUUUUAAUUAACUGCUUAGCUAUUUUUUAUUAUUAAUUUUAUUAUUAUUAUUAAUAUAAACAUAUAUAAACAUGAUGCACACCAUUUACUUAUUUUCCUUAUGCUCAAUUGUCAAUUGGUUACUUUAUUUGCGUAGGCAAUUUAAGCUUUAUAUUUAUGCCUAGUUUUAAUUGAUAUUAAAUACACAUAUUUUUUAUCUAUAUGUUUGCUAGAUUGUAAGUAAAUAAUCCCCCUCUACCUGCCGCCCCUUACAAUUUUAGUUGAAUUUUGUUUUUGUUUAUAUUACACAAAAGAAUAAUGGCUUUUUAAUGUUUAAGUUAGUUAAAUCUCUUUUUUAUCGUUUUGCACAUUUAUCAUAUUCUCGCUGGCCAAAUUGUUAAUGCGCCUCAAAAACAGAAAACAAAAGAAAAAACCAUAAAUUUUGCAUGUACAUAUAUAAGGAGAAAAAAAAACAAAGAAAUACAAACUCUAAUACAUUUAUAGUGAGUAUAAAGUAA